This is a messenger RNA of Fusarium musae, 1872 nucleotides long. RefSeq lists its product as uncharacterized. The transcript has a single exon. Gene Ontology annotation, cellular component: mitochondrion; nucleus. NCBI's taxonomy places the organism in Eukaryota, Fungi, Ascomycota, Sordariomycetes, Hypocreales, Nectriaceae. Gene Ontology annotation, biological process: lagging strand elongation; DNA repair; DNA recombination. Gene Ontology annotation, molecular function: ATP binding; DNA ligase (ATP) activity. The record is from RefSeq and is a predicted model, not a curated record. The coding region runs from base 1 to 1872 and encodes 623 amino acids.
AUGCUCUUGGAAGAUCAGUCUCUGGUCAACUUGAGGCAUUCGGAGAGAUUUAAGAUCCUCUCCAAUCUUGUCUGUUGCCGUAAAGGAUGGGCGAGCCUUGUUCCGCGCCAAGUUAUUGAUUUUGGACAGCCUCUGGGAGCCUCAACUCUUCGUAAAGCUUUUGCCAUGGUUAUUUUGGCUCGGAAAGAAGGUCUUGUCUUGAAACCAGAUGAGCCAUAUUUCGACUUUACAGACCAGAGACGGAAAUUUUCGAGCUGCUGUAUCAAGCUCAAGAAGGAGUACAUUGGCAAUUUUGGAGACGUUGGCGACUUUUCGGCUGUCGGUGCCAGAUAUGACCCAACAAAAGCGUUGAGUUACCGAAUUCCAGGGCUCAAGUGGACUCAUUUCUAUAUUGGCUGUCUGGACAACAGGCAAGAAGUCAAAAGCUGGGGCGCUACACCAGAAUUUACCAUUGUCAAUGUUGUAGAGCUGAACGAGGCUCUCCUGAGAGAAGUUGUCACUUAUUCGAACCCGGAGCCUGUUUCUCCCGACGACAAUGAGGCACUGGUUCUCAAACUGGCUCCCGGAGUUGAACGAGGGUCACCGCCGACGUUCAUAUUCACCAGGCCAUUGGUUUUUGAUUUGAAAUGCUUCAGUUUUGACCGAGUGGGAAAUACUGGCUUCUGGAGCCUCAGAUUCCCUUCGGUGACCAAAAUUCACUUUGACCGGGACUUCACUGAUACCAUAUCUUUCGAGCAGUUGCAGGCACUGGCAAAGGAGGCUACCACUGCCGGCAGACUAGAAGAUAGCCAGGAGAAUCUGCAGUGGAUUGCAAAACUCGAAGCAGCUGACCCUCGUGGUAUUGCUGUUGACGCAGUGAGCCAGUUGACAGUGACUACUAUGCCAACACCGUCACCUCGCAAAUCAACACAAAAUACCACCUCUACGCGGUCUCCAACGUCGUCUUUGGCUACCAAGUCACCAGUUGAAGCCACCCCUUGCCGCGGCCGAAGCGAAAGACUUCACAGGGCCCCAUCUUUGGAUUUGCCUUCCAUAACAGCUACGCCAUCUUUGCGAGCUGACCCAUCGUCACGCACGAAAUUGUGCACCAAACACAAACGUGGCCUGCCCUCCACUGUACCAACUUCGCAGCACAAACGCUUGAAGAGCAGCAAUGAAUCAUCGAUAAGCCAAAAAGACUCCCCACAGAUUGAUCUUGCUUCACAACCACGCGCGCCUCUAGCCGACAGGGACAACAACCCCCGACCUCCGCCCGCAAUGUCUUCUUGCGCACUAUGUUGUCCUGCCUCUCCAAGUGAGAGCUUCUUUGGAGAGUCCAGCAACUCCGAUGGGGUUAACGCUGGAGUCCUACAGUUCAUCAUCGACCCAGGCACUGGCGAGCUUCAGACAGAGACUGAACCUGAGCGCCUGAAACCGUCAAUAACCAAAGUAACGGCGGCAUUGGAAGGACAAUGUGUGUAUGCUGGCGAACACUGCAUGCUUGCAAAGGCAGUUGUACUCGUUUCUCCCGGCCUUCUCACCAUGAAAGAAGAAGCGAAAACAUUUCUCGCUCAGCAUGGUGUUGACACCCCUGUCACUGACAUCGACGCAUGGCUCAAAGCCGAGAAGGAGGCCAGACAGAAAGGGAAAACCACCACACCUUCAAAGGCGUAUGUUGUGUGCGAUAGCGACAACAAACUUGCGUUCAAGCACCUGGCGGGAAAGUUCAAGGAGCUUCGUAAGGACAAUCUUUUCAACAAAGGCACGCACAUCGAAAUUCACGACUGGCGCUUUUUGUCCUAUCUUACGACACAAGAAGACGAGUCUAUCGAAGAGAAAUACUUUCACGGGUUCUCUGACUGGCGCAUGCGUUGGAAGCUUCAUACUAUCUAA